Molecule: messenger RNA, 1570 nt
Organism: Leptopilina heterotoma
Lineage: Eukaryota; Metazoa; Arthropoda; Insecta; Hymenoptera; Figitidae
Product: WD repeat-containing protein WRAP73-like
Exons: 8
Coding region: 61-1404 (447 amino acids)
Biological process (GO): mitotic sister chromatid segregation; microtubule anchoring at mitotic spindle pole body; protein localization to mitotic spindle pole body
Cellular component (GO): microtubule organizing center; mitotic spindle; MWP complex
Molecular function (GO): protein binding
Source: RefSeq, a predicted model, not a curated record
CUGUGGGCAGUCAUUUGUUUACGUAUUGUUGUUGACAUUGUUAUUAUAAUUUUAUGAAAAAUGUGCAGUGAAAUAUUUCGUAUAAAUAAAAAUCUGUGUCUACUAUCUAAUGACGGAAGUUUUUUAGCUGUAGCUUUUCAAAGUAAUUUGAUAGUAAAGUAUGCAAAGAAUUGCGAAACGAUUCAUUCUUUCGUGUUUCCUGAUAUAAUUGAGCAUAUCGAGUGGUCCCCGGAUAGUGAAUAUAUUUUAUGUCUCAAUUUAAAACGUGCAAUUGUCCAAGUAUUUUCCAUUUCCUAUCCAGAAUGGAAGUGUAAAAUUACCGAAGGCAGUGCGGGCUUAGAGAGUGCUACUUGGGCGCCUGACAGUAAAAGUCUUUGCACUUUAUCAGACUUUAAUAUACAAUUAUCCGUAUGGUGUUUGCAAACAAGAAGUGUUAUUCACAUUCAGAAUUUGAAAUCAUCUGCAAAUGAAAAAUUACAAUUCAGUCCUGACGGAAAACGUUUGGCUGUCGUAACAGCAGAUGACACUAAGGACAGUGUAGAAAUAUACAGGACCGAAGACUGGAAAUUGAGCAGGAAACUCAUAUGUGAGCGGAUAAGUUCAAUAAACGGUUUAUGUUGGUCACCAAAUGGAGAAGCACUAUGUAUCUGGUGUUCCAAUAGCGGAGAAUCUAAAUUAAUUAUUUAUUCAACAAUUUCGGAAAGUCACAUUGGAGUUUUUUGCCCAAACGAUCAGAAACAUGACGAAAAAGAAAAUAUUUUUCACAAAGAACUCAGGGGAAUUGAAUUAGUUAAAUGGAUGCCCAGUUCUCAAUUAAUUGCCAUUUCUGGUCACAAUGAAAUGGUCGUUUUGAUAAACUGCAUAACUUGGAAACCUUUCUUGCAACUACAUUGCGAUCCUGUGAUUACAGACAGUCAUUGCCAUAAUAAAGUUUUUAGGGAAAUUGUCAUUCAUAAUAAGGAUCCAAAUCUUGUCAAUCCACCAAGACCGAAACACAAUUUGGAAGAAAUGUUGACUCGACCAAUAAACAUACCAAUAAGUAAAAAAGACUGUACAAAAAUUGCUCACUUCGAUAUUUUGGAAUUCAGUGUAUGUGGUCAUUUUUUGGCAAUUAGGCAUCAAAUAUAUCCCACAACUCUGUGGAUAUUAGAAAUUAAAACGGGAGAUGUGAAUUUUAUUCUCCUACAAAACAGCAUUUCAGCUGUAAAAUGGAGUCCAAUUUCUCCUCGUCUAUUAAUUCUCUCAGAGAGUAGUCAAAUUUUCUUCUGGACUAAAAAUGAAGCAAUUUGUCGAAAUGCCCCGAAGGAUAUAACAAUUUUAAAUGCACAAUGGCAUCCAGCUGGGAAAUCUGUCGUCCUUCAUGGAUACAAUAAAGCAGUGUUACUAAAUUUAGACAAUAUUUAAGUAUUAGGUUCUACUUUCGAUAACGAAAAGGUAAUGACCACCUUGGUAUUAGGUGUUGGCGUUGGGCUUUUUGUAAUAACAUGCCUUUGGUUCUUUUCGGCAUUAAUUUUUCUCAUUUCACUGCGAAUUAAUAAAAAAGUUGGUUUUGCCGUAAUUAUUAUUGCUG